CGUCGUCUUCCUUCCCGUUCGUUUUGGCUGGUCACCAUGGCUUUCAUCCAUCCUAUGGCGCUCACUUGGUGAGAACAUCGACAUCCAUCACGCGCGCGUGGAAAGGAUGGACCUCACUUGGCAUCGUCCGCCCGCCCCUGUCGGCUGUGUGGUGUUUGUGUGUCACAGGGGUCAGUCAGCGGUGGGUGCCAUCGCCAACUUCCGCAACAAAGACUCCAAUUCGCCCAAGGCGCUCACCGAGAACCAGGAGAAACUGAGAGCAGUCCAGCACGAACGUGGCGUGAGUCCCCCAACACAACAGGGUUGCGGGGUGCUCUUCUCAUGGGGCCGUUGUUUGUGGUGUCCGUUUCCUGUCUUUCAGGUCGGCAAGAAGGGUGAGAGCUGCCUGUGGGCCUGGCAAGCGUCUGGACGGGCACUUGGAGAUCUGUCUGUCUCCCUCACCUUGAACAUCUCUGUGUGCUGUUGUGUUGUGUGUGAUGUGUACUGACUGUAUGUGUGCAGGUGGUUUCGACUCCCACAACCGUCGCUCGUACGGCCUGGCUGAGCGCCAAAUCGUUGCGGGACAGCUCGACAAGUGAGGGACGGAGGGAGGGAGGGAGAGAAAUAAGGAGGGAGACAGCCACGCACACGCCUUCGCCUCACCUUUAUUGAGGGAAUGAAACACUGCCUGCAGGGUUUCCCCGAAGACGAUGGACAGAUUGAUGCGUUUCAACAGUGCGUUCCAGAGCUACGGCAACUCGGUUGUCGACACCCUCGAGGCCAAGGGCCAGGGCCGCAGCAAGGAGCAGAGCAACUACACCCGCCGCGGCUCCACCGCCAGCGUCUCAUCCGACGCUUCCUCCACGGCACUCAAACGCGGGGGCACCCUCGACGUAAGUCGGAAAAUAAAGAGACACCACACACACACACAGCAGAGAGGCAGGGAUGUGAAUUGAUGGAUGGAUGGCAUGUGUGUGCGUGUGUGCGUGUGUGUGUGGGUAUGUGGGUGGGUGUGCGCAGGAGUCGCAGGGCAUCGGCCUCUAGACGACACACGACAACCAGCCGGACGGACGGACGGACGGAAGGGAAGAGAAACUGCAUGGCUGUGGAUGAUGUGAUGUAGUAUAUAUCUCGACACAUACAUACGCCACGAAGUGCCGUGUGCUGUGUAUGCCUGUAUGCCACACACAUAGACAGACAGACAGACAGACACAUUGCUGCCACUUGUGAUGGGUGUGAUGGG
This is a messenger RNA of Vitrella brassicaformis, 1222 nucleotides long. The record is from the annotation of a GenBank genome assembly. NCBI's taxonomy places the organism in Eukaryota, Vitrellaceae.